UAGUCAUUCUACACAAAGUUAGUCCUUUGAAGAAUAUGAAAAAUGAAUGAAUAAUAAAUGAUUUACACUAUAAUUUUUUUUUUAACUUUCGAAAUGUCAAAUAAUCACAUUCCUACAAUUUUAAUUAUUGGUGCAGGGCUUGGUGGAUUAUUACUUUAUCAUGGAAUUCAAAAACACUUAAAUAAAAAUGUGAAAAAAUUUAACGUAGUAAUAUUUGAGCGAGAUAUUGGACCACAAGAUCGGUGGCAAGGGUAUAAUAUUGGAAUAAAUUCUUAUGGAAUGAUGUCUUUAAUUUCUUGUCUUCCAGAGACACUUGUUACUCGUCUUCCAGAAGUUAUACCAAAUCCAAUACAUGAAAAAGAAUAUCCUGGUGUAUUACAUUGUGAUCAUAAAGGAACAGAAUUAUUCAGAACACCUCCAACACACUUUAAAUCUUUAUUUGAACUAACAUCCAUUCGUUCACUUUCACUUAUUUCUUAUCGGAAUAGAUUAAGAGAUUUGAUGUUGGAAGGCGUAAAUAUACAGUGGGGAAAGAAAUGUAUUGGAUACGAUGAAUUUGAUGAUGAAGUUUGGGCUAUUUUUCAAGAUGGAACGAGAGUAAGGGGGGAUAUCCUGAUCGGAUGCGAUGGAAUUAAUUCUUCAAUACGAAAACAAAGAUUACCACAUUUACAAUUAUUUGAUUAUGGAAUUACACAGAUACUUAUAGAUGUCACCCCAAAUAAGAAACUUAUGGAUCGUAUUAUUGCUCUGAAUGGAAAUUUUCUAUUUCAAAAAACUUUUGGUCAAGAUGGUGACACAACAUUUUCUUUAAUGCGGUUAAUUCCAAUUGAAAAUGAUAUAACAGAAAAUACACCAGAUGAUCAGAUACAUUAUCGAAUAACCUUUUGUUAUACUUACUAUACGUACUGGGAUACGAGAAAUAAGAAUAUUAAUGUAGAUGACAAUAAUCCUCAAUCAGUAAUUGAUCAUAUCAAAACAUUGAUCAAACAGCAUAGGGAACCUUGUGAGUUAACAGAAAUUUUGUUGGAAUUGGUUUCAAUUGCACCAGCUUCGCCACCAAAAAAAUAUGAAAAACCAUUUUAUAGAACUUAUAAUCCUCCAAGGAGAAGACCAGUACAAGAUAUUAAUCCAAUGUCUGUUGAAGCUUGGGAAUCUACGAGGGUCACCUUAUUGGGCGAUGCAUUACACGCCAUGAAUCCUUUCUUAGGUUAUGGUGCAAAUAAUGCUUUACAAGAUGCUGAAUUGCUUGUAAAGUGUCUUUCAAAUUAUGAAAAAGAUGGAUAUAAAAAUUGUAUACGAGAAUAUGAAAAUGAAAUGAGAGUACGAUCAUCAAGAGAUGUAUUAGAAUCAAGAGAAAACUGUUUAACUCAAAAUUUACCUAAAAGCAAAUAUGGAUACUUAUUUAAUGAUAUUUAUUUAUCAGGAAAACUUUAAUUUGAAUAAAUAAAUAAUUUAUCAAAGACUUUUAUAGAGAAAUACAAUGUAGUAUAGACGUCAUCAUAAUUAAAAAUUGAGUAUUUAUUCGAAUAGGUUGUAAAAUUGUAAGUUUUAUUUAAACGGAUUAGCAUCCGGAUUCACUAUAUUCUUUAAAUAUUAUAAAUUUAAAUGAAAUAUUUCCUAUACUACUUAAGGUUAUACAUCGCAAUUAUCUGUUCAUCCAACUGGAAAAUUUCAUGAACAGAAGGAAAUAAUUUUUAACGUAAAUAUUUCAGAAAAUGUGAAUACAGAAAUAUAUAAUGAUUGGAUUAAACGUGUCACGUUGGCAUACUAAUUUGCCUAAGUUUUAUUAUUAUAUUUUUCUAAAAGAAAUAAAGAAAGUAUAUGUAAAAGAUUAAUAUUAAUACAUUAUGUCAUCAUCAUCAUCAUCAUCAUCAUCAUCAUCAU
Messenger RNA from Rhizophagus irregularis DAOM 181602=DAOM 197198, 1884 nucleotides. The record is from RefSeq and is a predicted model, not a curated record. Lineage: Eukaryota; Fungi; Glomeromycota; Glomeromycetes; Glomerales; Glomeraceae.